This is a messenger RNA of Colletotrichum karsti, 1629 nucleotides long. Its product is annotated as arginine rich protein. Bases 1 to 1629 code for a protein of 542 amino acids. The transcript is spliced from 3 exons. NCBI's taxonomy places the organism in Eukaryota, Fungi, Ascomycota, Sordariomycetes, Glomerellales, Glomerellaceae. The record is from RefSeq and is a predicted model, not a curated record.
AUGGCGACGUCUGCGCUUCCGGCAGCGAUGGCCACCGCCUCUGCAGAUGUGACUUCCCAGGCUGCGGCUAGCAACGACACACCGGCACCCAGGCAAUACAAGGCGUCCGAUCUUCCACUACCGUCUGCUACCCGAGCAGCCAUAGAUUCCCUGGCGCACAGCUUCAAGAAGAAGGGUGGCUACGACGCCAUUCGCAAGGAAGUUUGGGAUAAAUUCGCCGCCAGUGACUACGAAGAACAGGUCAAAAAAGCUAUCCUCGAGGUCGCCGAACAAGAAGUCGAACGAAAUCCGCAACAGCUUCUCACGCUCGACCGGGGCAAGGCUGCUGCUCUCAUCGAUGGCGCUCUCGAACGAUCCGGCGUUUAUCAGAAGGCCGAGCAAGUUAUUACACAGCUCAUUGACAAGAAUGCGAUUGAAGAGCGCAUGCGGGUGCUGCGUCGCACUGACAUCGGCGAAGAGGAGGCUACUGCGGAGCAACAGCGAGGAUCCAAGACGGACGAAGAAUAUCAUGCAGACACGAUGGCAAGACGAGCAGGUCGCGAACGACUUCGCGAAGAGUUGAGGCAGAAGGAGCUGGCCAUUGAGGAAGAGAAGCGCAAGAUCGCCCGGGAAGAGCGUAAGAAGCUCGAAAAGGAGCGCGAAAAGGCAGAAGAACAACGCAAGUCCGAACGGGACGCCCGAAGAGCUGCUAGGGAGAAGCUCCAGGCUGAACGAGACGCCGAGCGAGAAGAACGCCGCCGCCAAAGAGACAGGGAGCGGAGCAGAGACAGAGACAGAGAUCGAGACCGCGACCGCGACCGCGACAGGAGCAGAAGCCGCAGCCGUCGUAGGGAGAGGGACCGCGAGCGUGAUCGCGAGCGUGAUCGUGAACGUGAUGCCGAGCGCUCACGCGAACGCCGAGAGGAAAAGGAACGCAGACGCAAGGAGCGAGAAGAGGCCACCGAGCAAGCCAAGAAGAAUCUCUCACAGGAAGAUUUGAAGAGGCUCGAGGAGGAGGCUCUUCUGGACCUCCUGCGCGAUAGCACUCGCCACACUGCGAAGCAACCGGAGAUGGAGAUUGAUGAAGCACUGGCGCCCCCGCCUAGAAAGCUGGCGCCGGCGUCUGCCAUCAUGCCCAUCAAGAAGGCCGCUUCACGCGAUUCGCCCAAGCUGCGACCCCGAAGGCAGAAACUGCCGAGCGACGGGCUAGAAGCCCCAGCAAACCGAAAGACGAUGGAAAGGACCGCGACCGCGACGAUGACCGACGGCGCACACGGGAUGACGAUGACCGUCGUAGACGUGACCGUCGCUCCAGAUCUCCGCGUCGUGAUCGCUCUCGCGACAGGCGCGACAGGUCUCGGUCCCGGUCCAGGACUCGACGGGACCGGAGUCGAUCUAGAACGCGUACUGAGAGACGUGAUAGGACACGGUCUCCCUCUCGCACCCGAGCUCGACGGGACCGCAGCCGUUCUCGCACACGCCAUGAUCGACGCGAUAGGAGUCGUUCUCGAUCUCGCGGUGCAAGAGACUGCAGUCGCGAUCGCCGCGAUAGACGAGACAGAAGUCGCUCACAGCCCCGGACGGAGCGCCGUGACCGAAGCCGCUCCAGGACUCGAGUCGAGAGAAGGGAUAGGAGCCGGUCUCGCUUGA